UACCGGUACGAUACAGCAGUACAGUACGGUAUUCAACCAAACAUAUAUUCUCAUGGUCUCUAAUUCAAUAAUUACUAAAAUAAGAAAAGUGGGUCCUAUUCGUAUUUUUGUUUUCACUCAAGCCACUCUUUCCAGUUUUUCCAUUACACUACUUUUUAAUCUAAUUCUCUGAUAAUUUGAUACAGCAAUGACUGAAUCAUAGGCUUAAAAUAUGGCAGAUGUAGACUUGCGUUGCAAUGUUUCAAUAUGGGGCUUUGAUGCUGAAGAUUCCACAUUAAUAGUAAAAUUAAUAGUAAAACAUUUGAAAAAUCAUAUUCGAGCUGGUACAGAGAUUUCUUGUCCAUACCUUACUUGUUUCAAAAAGUUUAGAAAUCUGAACACGUUUUCUUCCCAUAUUCGAAGAACCCAUCGCUUAUCUAUCCAGCCACGUGAAGUUAUGCAAAUUGACCGUCCUAUUAAUUUUGGAUCCAUACUGACACCCCAAGUAUUCUCAUCACCAUCUCCAUCAUUUCAAAUGGAUCCGCAUGUUGAUUCUUUGGAGACUCUCAGGAGAAAUUGUACAGUGUUUUGUGCCAUGCUGCAAUAUAAACUACUCAUUCCUGGUAUCACUAUCAGCAAAAUUCUUUGAGGCUCAGCAGAAAAUCAACAGUUGUACACAUGCUUCCAUUGAAUUGGCUAUCAAAAAUGUAUUGCAAGAUGAGGGCAUACAGCAAUCUGUAAUAAAAAAAAAGUGCUUGAAUCCGUAAUGCACGUGAUGAUGAAUACUCCUGUUGGUGAUGGAACUCUGCAAUCAAGUUAUCUCAGAGAACGCUUAUACAAAAACUUACUAACCUUUGUUGAACCAUUGCCUUACAAUGUAGCUAGAACUUUAUCACAGCCUGAACCGAAUAGAGAGAGCUAUCAUUAUAUACCUAUUCUUAAUUCAAUCAAAGCGCUUUUCAAAUAUGAAAGCAUUUGCUAUCAAUAUCUUAACCCCAUUGAUCCAGGAAACUACCUUUUGGACAUAAAAGAUGGAGACACUUUCAAAAAAAAUUCUUUUUUUAAUUAAGAAGCUGUUCUGAGGCCUCUACAAAUUAUUCUCUAUCAAGGCGCGUUUGAAAUAGUUAAUCCAUUAGGAUCUGCAAAGAGAAAACAUAAGAUUCUCGCAACGUACUUCACCUUGGGUAAUAUUCACCCUUAUUGUCAGUCAAAAGUUUCUCCUAUCCAGCUUGUGAUGCUUGUAAAAGAACAGUAUGUCAGCAAUGAGUGUAUUAAAGACUUUUCAGUCCUCUAUUGGCAGAUUUGAAAAUUGUUGAACAUGAAGGAAUUGACUUGGGGUUUUCUGAAAAAGUUCGAGGGAGUAUUUCUUGCAUACUAGGUGAUAAUCUUGGUAGUCAUUGGAUAGGAGGAUUUGUUACAAAUUUUGGCACAUUAGAAUAUUUUUGUAGAUAUUGCUCCGUUAAAAGAAGUGAUUUUUCAGAAAACUGGAUUGUUAUUGAGCCAUUGCGUACAAAGGAAUCAUAUGACCAGAGUGGUAAUCAAAUGCUGCUACAAGUAUCUGGGAAUAUCACUGGAUUAAAAUAUGAGUGCAUAUUUAAUCAAUUUAAUUACUUUCAUGUUUGUCAGCCAUCCCUACCACCUUGCUUAGCCCAUGAUAUAUUUGAAGGGGUCGCUCAAUUCGACAUGGAAAUAUUCAUACGGUGUCCUAUUUCCAACGGCUGGUUUACUCUGGACUACCUGAAUAUGCGCAUUUCGACAUUUCAUUAUAACAUGUCAGACAGUACCUCCAAACCACAAAUAUUGAAACCAAAUUUGGAAAAACUGACUGGAAAUGCUUCACAAAAUCGAGCGUUUUUAAGGAUUUUUCCAUUUUGGGUAGUUGACAAGGUCCAAGACUUUGAUGAUUCAAUUUGGCAAAUGAUCAAAUCUUAGAUAUAUUGUUGAGUUGAUUUGUGCACCAAAAGCCUCAAAUGCAAUUAUCAGCACACUUCAAUGGCUAUUGCCACGAUAUGUUGCAUCCCGUAAACACUUAUUUCCUGGUCAUACAGUGCGACCUAAGCAUCAUUAUUUGAUGCAUUAUCCGGAAUUGAUCUCACUUUUUGACCCGUUUAUUAGAUGCUGGACUUUGAGGUUUGAGGGAAAAAACUCUUAUUUUAAAAAUGUAGUCUGGAGAACUGGGAAUUUUGUCAAUGUGUGCAAAACCCUUGCACAUAGUCACCAAAUGAUGAAAGCUUGCAUGUUAGAACAAAGAUUUGCAUGUCCCUUAAUUCAGCGACAAUUAGCAAAUCGACAAAUUGUAUAUUCUGAAGCUUUCAUGCACACAUUUGAAGCGUGGGGUUUUCCCUUUACUGAUAGCCACUUUCUGGAUAAAUUUUUUUAUCGAGGAACUUAAUAAAAAAAAAAAAAUAUUUUACUUGAGAAAGUUGACUUUGGUUUUGUAGUUGGUUAAAUUGAGUGUAUUUUUGUUUAUCAAGAAAAAGAAUACAUGGUUGUGAAAACAUUUAGUGGCACAUAUAAUCCUCAUAUUGGAAUAUACUUACUUGGGAAUGAUUUGAAUCCAUACAAAAUAUUGAAAUUUGACCAAAUUUUAGACUAUGAUCCCAUAUAUAUGUGUACAGGUUAGGGAAAGAUUCAUGGUUCGCACUCAAACAUCAUGUAAGUUGAUGGCAUUUGUGUUCAUUGUGAUAUAAGUCUUAUAACCUGUGACACUGAAACCUGUAAUAUUUUUUAUUUGAAGUUUAACCAUUUUGUACUGUUCAUAUUUUUCAUUAACAGUAUGCAGGUAGAAAUUGAGAACGAUAUUUUAAAGGUACUUAAUGUACCAAGGGAAUUAGCAACUCAAAUAGCUUAUAUUAUAGUUAAUGAUCUGGGAGUUGAGGAAGCCAAAGAUUUAAGUUUAAUUAACGAAGAGGACCUCACUAGAGGAAGCAUUUUGAAAACAAUCCAAGCCCGAAAACUUAUAAUGACCUGGAAAGCAGACAAAAUUGAGGAGCAAGAUAAUUUGUCAUCAAGUGUUGAAACUGACAGCAGCCAUUCUUUACAACCUUCACCUAUGCAAAACUGGGUCAUGAAUUUUGAAAUUCCAUGGCACAAGUUUCCUGCAGACUUAAUAACAAGCUGCAAUAACAAUGAAGUACCAACUCCUUUUAACAGAAGAGAAAUGGUGAAAAUUCUCAUUGAGGAAAUCACAAAGACUUAUCCAAAACCAGGAAAGAGAAACUUACACACAAUUGCAUGUAAAGUCGCAUCUCAAUAUCCCAAUUCCCUCAGCGAUACUCUCCGACAUGGUGACAAAAUCAAUUUUGGCAUCCAGUCACUAGCAGAUCAGUUAUUAUACAGAUAUGUAUAUGUCAGAAGACAAACCAAAAGUGCGAUUGUAUCAACGCCAACUCCGACACAUAAAAGCAUUCAUUGCAGCACCUAAAUGAAGCAAAGCUGUGGCUUCUUGAUCACUUUAAACUUGAAGCGCAUGAUUCAUCUUUGGAUCAAUACCGAAUGGGAGAGACUUAUGAGCUCCAAAGAGAAAUGAUACACAACAAAACCACGAUUGAACAAAUAAAAAGUGAAUUUCCAUUCCUUCUAAUUAAAGAGCAUCUUUAGGAUCAUUUCUGUACACUCAUGAACAAACCAGAUGCAGUUGAACAGUUUAAUUCCAAACUAUGUUCACAGGCAAAGAAAAUUUUCAAAGCACUCAAGUCCAGAUCUCAUGCUGGAAUACCUUCCAUUGCCAAAAAGAUUGGAGAAGAAUGCAGCGAACAUGGACAUUCAGCUCCAAAAGCUCUGAGGAUCAUUGACCUCCUGGCAUGCUAUUUCAAAGAAGAUGUAAAAUCUGUUUAUCAGCUUUUUGAGCGUACAGCAUUUAUCCAUCUUGGCUGGUUGGAAGUAGAAUUAGCAGAAGUUUUGUCAUCGCUUCAAGCAGCUCCAAUCAUUAUUGUGUUCGGAGACAACCUCGUGAUUGCAGAAAAAUUUUGCGUUUCAAUUGAAAAAAUCGUGAUGAUGAGAUGCACAGACUUCAUUUCUGCCUUGGUCUACACAUUUUGUGCAUUUUUUGUUUUUGACAUGAGAUAUCCUGAUACUUAUGCUUUAACAUAUGAAUUCAUACCAAGAUAUUUCGUUGGCAUCAACACUGCCGGCACCAGAAGCAAAAAGCGACAAAAAUAUGCCAUCCACCCCAAAGUCAUGAAACUGGGAAAGCUUGUGGAGUGACUGAAAAUAGUUCUAAUGAGCAUUGUUGGGGAAGUCACC
Styela clava is the source of this 4224-nucleotide messenger RNA. NCBI's taxonomy places the organism in Eukaryota, Metazoa, Chordata, Ascidiacea, Stolidobranchia, Styelidae. The record is from RefSeq and is a predicted model, not a curated record.